GGGAUUGUGAAGUCGUUGAUGAUCUCAAAUCAAGAAAGCAGCUCGGUGAGGGCCAGAUUAUAAUGACUAUAGGGAUGCCCAAAAGAGAUUCAAUAUUUGGGAUGGGAACUGCUUAAUGUACUCAUUGUAUUCCAUCAUCACACCCAGGCUUUAUUCCAUUAAUUCUAUAUAUACCCCCUCUUAGUUCAUGCCAACUUCUAAAACUAUUCAACGAGCCAGAGAGCAAAUUAAGUAAAGACAAAUAAAGAGUAGCAGCUAGCAAGAAUAUGGAUGGGAAGAAGUUAGAGUACAAAGGAGAGGCGGCAUUGAAGGAGCUGGAGAAGCUCACCAUGACGGCUGGAGAAGUUCAGGAGGAUAUCUUGAAGGAGAUCUUAAGGCGUAAUGGUGAAACUGAGUACUUGAAAAUGUACAUGGAAGGCUCACGAGAUGUGUUGGAUUACAAGCGUCGCGUCCCAGUCACCAAUUAUAAGACCAUUCUCCCUUAUAUUCAGAGAAUCGCCAAUGGCCAACCCCAUUCUCUCAUUACCAGUCACCCCAUCACCGAAAUGCUCUGCAGUUCGGGGACAUCGGGUGGAGAGCCUAAGAUGAUGCCAUCAAUAGCAGAAGAUCUUGACCGCCGAACCUUUAUAUAUAAUCUCAUCAUGCCUAUCAUGAAUCAGUACGUCCCGGGACUGGACGAGGGAAAGGCCAUGUUCCUAUACUUCGUGAAGGCGGAGAUGUCGACGCCGUGCGGGUUGCCGGCCCGAACCGUGCUCACCAGCUACUACAAGAGCAAGCACUUCAAGUGCCGAUCCCACGACCCCUUCAACGACUUCACGAGCCCCGACCAGGCCAUCCUCUGCCCCGACACUACCCAAAGCAUGUACUGCCAGCUCCUCUCCGCUCUCCUCCACCGCCACCGAGUCCUCCGCCUUGGCGCCGUCUUCGCCUCCGCCUUCCUCCGCGCCAUCUCCUUCCUCCAGCGCAACUGGCCCCACCUCUGCGCCGACAUCCGUCGCGGCCACCUUAACCCCUCCAUCACCAACCCCGAAUUGCGCUCCUGCAUGGCCUCCAUCUCGCCGGAUCCCGGCCUGGCCGGCGAGAUAGAGGCCGUGUGCGGUCGCCCCUCCUGGAAGGGGAUUCUGUGCCGCCUCUGGCCGAGGGCGAAGUACAUCGAAGCGGUCGUGACGGGGUCGAUGUCGCAGUACGUGCCGGCGCUGGAGUACUACAGUGCGGGGAGGUUGCCGCUGGUGUGCACCAUGUAUGCGUCGUCGGAGUGCUACUUCGGGGUGAACCUGAGACCGCUGUGCGAGCCGGGGGAGGUGGCGUUCACGCUGUUACCAAACAUGGGGUAUUUUGAGUUUUUGCCGUUGGGGGAGAAUGGGACAUUGGUGAUGGAGGUGGAGGAUGAAGAAGAUGCAGAUGAGGAAGUGGAUAGGGAAAAGCUGGUGGACUUGGUGCAUGUUAGACUCGGCUGUUACUAUGAAUUGGUCAUUACUACCUUUGCGGGACUAUAUCGGUAUCGCAUCGGCGACGUGCUCCAAGUGACUGGAUUCCACAACAAAGCCCCACAGUUCAGAUUCAUAUGCAGGAGGAACGUAGUUCUCAGCAUCGACACUGACAAAACCAAUGAAGAAGACUUGCACAAAAGCAUCACAACCGCGAAAAAACUCUUGGAACCCUACAACAGUCUGCUCGUUGAGUACACAAGCUAUGCUGAUACGUCGUCCAUGCCGGGACACUACGUCCUCUACUGGGAGAUCAUACACUGCAAUAAUUUGGCAGUAAACACCACAGCGGCGGUGAAAACCCUCCAGGUUGAUUCUAAAGUGUUUCAAGAGUGCUGUGCGGCGGUGGAAGAGGGGCUCGACUAUGUGUACAGGCGAUGCCGGGCACACGAUAAGUCAAUAGGGCCGCUGGAGAUAAGGGUGGUGGAGGCUGGGACGUUCGAGACAUUGAUGGACUUCUUCAUAAGCCAGGCUGGGGGAUCAAUUAAUCAGUACAAAACUCCAAGGUGCAUCAAGUCAAGUACUGCCCUUAAACUGCUAAAUGGUAACGUGAAAGCCUGCUUCUUUAGCCCUAGGGAUCCUACUUGGAUCCCUUUGCAGGAUCCCUUCAAUUAAUUAAUUACAGUAGUAAUUAAUUCAUCAGGAGAAAGAAAACAAUGUUCUCUUUCUUCUGCAUCUUCAUUUCUAGUAUAUUUUUGAUAGUAUGUAUAUAUAGUAAUAGUACUGUUUUCAGCCUUCAAAAAAAAAAAAAGAGAAGAAAAAAGAUAUAUAGUGCUGCUGUUUUAGUCCCUUAAAGGGGAAUGCCCCCACAAAUUGGCUGUAGGGCAGCCCUAGCUACUCCUUUGUGCAUGCAUGGGAGAUUCAACUAGUGCUAUAUAUUGGUGAUCAUGUAUUGAUUCAAA
Messenger RNA from Malania oleifera, 2389 nucleotides. RefSeq names its product putative indole-3-acetic acid-amido synthetase GH3.9. The coding region runs from base 267 to 2102 and encodes 611 amino acids. Lineage: Eukaryota; Viridiplantae; Streptophyta; Magnoliopsida; Santalales; Ximeniaceae. The record is from RefSeq and is a predicted model, not a curated record. Gene Ontology annotation, cellular component: cytoplasm. The transcript is spliced from 4 exons. Gene Ontology annotation, molecular function: acid-amino acid ligase activity.